UACACAUAUCGGGAUUUGAUAUUUAGCAAAGACACGAAGCAGAAUACAUUUUGGCCUACAUUUAGGACGAAAUCUGAUUUUUUAAAAAAUUUUUUACUGGACAUGUUUUUCAAAAUGGUUGGUCUUUUUUUUUUGCUUAAAAAAUAAAAACUGCAAAGGCGAUCAAGUACCACCGAAAGGAAGCUCAAUUCGUGGGAAAAAAAGAACGUAAAUUUCAUUCGGGUGCAGCGUUGCAUGACCGCGUAAUUGUCAGUUAAAAUAUCGCAGCGCUGUAUCGCAAAAAAUGGCCUGGUCAGGAAGGGGGGGGGGGAAUCCUCUGGAGGGCGAGGGGUUAA
Molecule: messenger RNA, 335 nt
Organism: Staurois parvus
Lineage: Eukaryota; Metazoa; Chordata; Amphibia; Anura; Ranidae
Source: the annotation of a GenBank genome assembly